AUGCCUCAAUUCUUGCGCAAACCUUUCUAUAAGCCACCGGCACACCAAGUCAUCCGAAAGCACUCGUUCGUUCUUUUCGGUCUUCCGCUGAUAUUAGCUGUCGUGUCGGGUUCCUUUGCCCUUAGUUAUUUAACACAGACCAGAUAUGACGUUCACGAAAAUAAAGUGAAGAAGGUUAGCAAAGAAGAACAACUUAAAAUAAACAAAGGAAGGCGAAAAGUCAAUCUUCAGGAAGAAUAUUGGAAAUUGCAAGAAAUCGGCAAGCAGGAUUGGGAAAGUAAACGUGUGGAAAGACCAGAAGGCGCAUUUAAUGUGAACUCGGAAGCUUCUAAUGACGAACUUACUCGAGCCUCUUCCGGAGAAUCGGUCGGUCCUUCUAGUGUAAACGAGGUUGAGGCAGAACAAAUUGGACUCAAUGAAAAUGCACUACUGACUGUCGUCGCUGUUGUCGCCGUCAUCAUCCUCGUGACAUUAACCGUUGCAUGGUGCGAUGCAGACGCGGAAGAGGGUGAUCAGAAAGGGGAAGGGAUCAGAACCGUUACCGAUAAAGAUGACAAUUUCAUCCAAACCAAUAUAACGAAAUUUGUAUUCUGA
This is a messenger RNA of Acaulospora morrowiae, 594 nucleotides long. Lineage: Eukaryota; Fungi; Glomeromycota; Glomeromycetes; Diversisporales; Acaulosporaceae. The record is from the annotation of a GenBank genome assembly.